ACCGGCAACGCUAUACAGCCGUGAGUGACGCUAGUGUUGCCCCCACGCAGGACUCGGCUCCUCUCUCUCUCUUUCUCUGUCUGUCUGUCCGUCGGGCAAAAGUGACUGUGGAUGGUAGUUUUUCGUCGCAUGGCCGCGGAGUGGGUGUAGUGAGGACAGUGAGUGGGGUGCGGCGGCGCGCGGCUCAGGACAAGUCUAGAAUGCUGCUGAUGGAGAAGAUGUUGCCUCACCUUGGCUACGUGCAACCCGCCUUCCACGUGCUGAGCCAGCUCGCCAGGCCCGUCCCUCUGCCGCUGGGACAGCAGCUGCCUCCGCUGCCCAGCCUCAACCACUUCGGCAGCCACAAUGGCAUCAAGAUGGGCGGAAUGCCGCCCGCCACCCACGAGGGCGGCCCGCACCCGCUCGCCUUCUCCGUGCUGGGUCGCGGCGGCGGCGGCGGCGGCGGCUUCCUGGAGCGGGCGGGAGGAGACCCCAACGGCGGGCUGCCGGCCGGCCUCCCGUCGCCCUACGAUCGAGACGACGACAAAGAUCUCGACGACGCUGACGGCGACGCGGCGGCGAAGCGGCGGCGGUCGCGCACCAACUUCAACUCGUGGCAGCUGGAGGAGCUGGAGCGCGCGUUCGAGGCGUCGCACUACCCCGACGUGUUCAUGCGCGAGGCGCUGGCCAUGCGCCUCGGCCUCACCGAAAGCAGGGUCGCCCUAGACAUACAUACGACUCUCACCUUUACAGACGACACCCCGAAGAGCGAAAAUAGCUUCCAACACAGCCCCUACAUCAAACGUUCACAGCAACCCUCAUCCUUAACGACCGAAUCUAUAAGGGCGUAA
Molecule: messenger RNA, 830 nt
Organism: Penaeus indicus
Lineage: Eukaryota; Metazoa; Arthropoda; Malacostraca; Decapoda; Penaeidae
Product: homeobox protein orthopedia-like
Exons: 3
Coding region: 201-830 (209 amino acids)
Biological process (GO): regulation of gene expression
Molecular function (GO): sequence-specific double-stranded DNA binding
Source: RefSeq, a predicted model, not a curated record